CCACCAUUUUUUCCCUUUUUUUAAAUGUAGGCUAUUGCAGGCCAGCUCUGUAAUUUUGGAAUCUGUCCUUGUGUAUGGCGGACGGGAAAAUUCCUCACCAGGAACGGUGACACAACCUCCCCCCCCCGGUGUGGGAGCUGUGAGCGGACAGUCCGCACGAUCCGGACUGUCGUCUUUUUGACGGCUCGUUACAUUAUUUGGUAUAAAAAAUGUAACGUAGCGUGUCGAAGCGGCGAGGGGGGCAAACACAAGACUGGAGGGAAAUUUCUAACAUUUUUGAAUUUCCUCAUAACUAAUUCACAUUUUUUCCCCUCCCCCGGAGGAGGAAGCCGUUGUUGCAGACACCCCUGGCCGAAGGGAGGCUUUUUCGUCGGGAGUGUUUUCGCAUGAGCCACGGCGCUUUUGGAGUUCAGGGUCGGAGAAGGUGGAGUCAUGAGUGCACAAGAGUCACCCAGGGUUGGAGAAGGCGGAGUCACGAGUGCACAAGAGUCACCCAGGGUUGGAGAAGGCGGAGUCAUGAGUGCACAAGAAUCACCCAAUCCCGGCAAGGAGCUCGGAAGCGGCGGGAGCAACGGUCCCCCGUCCACUUCCGCCGUGGUCAGCCAGGACGCCGGCUUGCCUCCAGUCACGAUCAAGAAGGAACCGGGCACCACGGAGACGAGCAACGGCACCUUUGGUGACGCCAACCCGGCGGAGAUCUGCGUCGUCAUCGGAGGAAACGACGGCAAGGCGAGCGGAGGCGGAUCUCGCAGAGGCCAGACGGAGGGUAUGUUCGCUCUUGGUACUCCUCCCCCAACCAAGAGCACAGACUCGUGCAUAGGUUCCUAUGUAUGUGGAGUUUGUGGGAAGAAGUACAAGUAUUACAACUGCUUCCAGACGCACGUUAGGGCACACAGAGAAUCUGAGAGCAUGGUUGCAGAUCUGCAACCAACGCCCAACAGUGGCUUCCGAUAUUCCUGUGACAUCUGCGGCAAGAAGUAUAAAUACUACAGCUGCUUCCAGGAACACCGUGACCUGCACGCAGUGGAUGAUCCAUAUGAGCAGGUCAUGAUCCCCAUUGAUGGCCUUAAAGAGGAGGAGCCGGUUGAAUCCUAUCCUAAAAUUGGACCAAAAACGGGCAGCUUUGUUUGCGAGUUCUGCGGGAAGCAGUACAAAUAUUUCAACCCCUACCAGGAGCACGUUGCGCUUCACACACCCAUGAGCUCCUUUGAUUUGACGGCAUCUCGGGUGCAGGAGUGCGGAAGCUUGGACAUGAGUAAAUUUGGCCACAGCCAAACUGAUAAGAUUAAAACCAGUCACUUCAGACGGAAACUGGAGAAUGCAUUACAGUCUAGCCUGGUUGACACAAACAGUUCACGGAAUUCAAGUGGCACUCCAAGCCCUCUGGUGGCCACUUCCUUCCCUACACCUCAGAAACCCUACACUUGUGGUGCCUGUGGCAUCCAGUUCCAGUUCUACAACAACCUGCUGGAGCACAUGCAGUCCCACGCUGCCGACAACGAGAACCACACCAAAGGAGACUCUCCAAAAGCCUCCUCAGCCUCGGGUCCUCAGGAGCCCCUUUGGAGAGUGUCUCCGGCUCAGGCACCGCACCCUCCCGUCAAACUCCAGAUACAACCUCAAAGUCUCGUCCAGAGGAACCACAAUAUCACCCAUAAUAAUGGGCUGCCUGAGAAGGAGCGACUACAGGUGGCCGAGCGUCUCUUACGGGUAAUGUGUUCUGAUCUGAACAUGCUCAACGUGCUCAACAGCAAGGACUUCCUCAAGCUGGCGCAGACGCUGGUGGACACGGGGGCACGUCACGGUGCUUACUCCACCCGCGAUGCCCUCGGCAACAUGAGUGCCUUGGCGCUGCGUCAGCUACCCCGCAUGUACAACCAGGUCAAGGUCAAGGUGACGUGCGCCCUCGGCUCCAACGCCUCUCUCGGCAUCGCCGUCACCUGCCACUCCCAGACGUCGGGGCCGGACGCUUGCUACGUUCUGACGGCGUACCAGGUGGAGGGGUCGAGACUGAAACGCUACGUUCUCGGCGUGCGGGAGGCGGAGCUGAGGGAGGGGCCGGAGCAGAUUCACCACUGGGUCCAGAAUGUAUUGUCUGAAUUUGUGAUGUCAGACAUUCGCACUGUGUACGUGGCGGAGCCCCGGGUGUCGGCGAGCGGAUUCGGGGUCUCUUCGCUCGGCGGCGGCGGCAGGGGCAGGAUAUGCUUACGCUGCGCCGGGUGUUCGCUCGGCGCAGUGGUACAGGCGGUCCUCGGCAAACGUAGCCUGCAGGCUCGAGGCCUUCACGAGCUGGCCGAACUCCUCGCCACAUGCAAGGACAUCUCCACCUCCACCACACUGACACUGAGGGAGGAGCACACCAACGCUUCCCUAAGCAUGACCGAAGAAGGGGCGCAGGGCAGCGCCGCCCAGUGCCCCACCCCUCCCUGUUGGGACCGUACGGCCGAGGCCCUUCUGCAGGUCCAUGCACACUUUGAGCACAUCUGUGAGACGUACGGACGCAGUAAGUCCACAGCGCCGCUGCUCCAGGGACUCAACAAGCAUUUGCUGGGCACGCUGACUUGUCUGCUGGCUCCUCUGCGCCUGGCAGCGCUGGAGCUGAGCAGCCAAAGGAGACCCACCCUGCAGCAGGUGCUUCCCGUCUACCUGCGCCUGGAGAAGUUCUUCACUUCCAAAGCCGGAGAAGCAGGAACCGGCAUGGCCAGCAAACUCUGCCACUACUUCCUAGAAGCGCUCAAGGAGAACUUUAAGGUUGAGCGGGCCCACCAGGUGGCGAUGGUAUUGGACCCUCAACUCAAGCUACGCUCAGUUCCCGCUUACCAGCACGAGGACAUCAUCUCCCGCGCCUGCGAACUUGCCGCCGAACCCAGGGACGGCGGCAUGACCGCGACCGGGGCGUCGUGCGGCGAGGAGCGGGACGCCGAGGGCCCUCCCAUGCCCAAAAUCACCCGAGUGGAGGGGUCGGGAAACAACGGCGGCCUUUCCAGGAUGACCUUGAGCACCAACGACGAGAGUCAAAGCCACGUCAGGCAAGAGAUCUUCCAGUACCUGGCGGAGCCUCUCCUCCAAGGCACCACCGAUCUCUUCCACUACUGGAGCUCGACAAUGGGCGACAGGUUCCCCAAGCUUGCCCGCCUGGCGCUGUGGCUCCUGGCCGUGCCGGCGGUGGGCAUACGAAGCGAGUGCGUAACUGUGUGCGAGCAGAGCCUGGCCAUGAAGAGGAGGCAGCAGGUAACCGCCGAAGAAAUGAACAAACUCAUUUUCCUUCGCUCCAACAUGGGCUAACCAACCAAACCUUCACCUUCCACCAGAGACUUAUUUAUAUACACUAAGGCCGACUGUAAAGCUAAAUGUGUAUGGAGAGGUGAAACAAAAAAAAAAGAAGACAUUUUGAGGUUGCAAGCGGGACGGAGCAGUUAUUUGAGUGCCAGGUGAGCCUCUUUUGUCUGGCUUGAAGACUCAACUGCUUUAAAGGCUACAUGCUGUUAGACUUACGGGAUGGCAGGUAAGGUCAGUAAGAGUGAGGUUGCUGGCAUAAAUAAAACACACACAACGGUUCAGUAAUUUCACUGCCUUUUGCACCUCUUCAGUCUUUUGUGGCAAUGACGCCAAGAUUUUUUUUUUUUAUUUCAGCAACCGCCUCCCCAAAAUCUGCUCAACCACUCACCUUUUUGUUCAAAAAGGUUCAGUACACUAAGAGUUGAUUACGGUCUUUUGCCCUUGUUAUAGGCUAACGUCGUCCACUGUUUCUUUUGGCUGGAUUUACACUGCAGGGCUCAGUGGCUACUUCCGAUGACCCUGAAUCUACUUUUUUUUGUAUGAAAGUUAUUAUUUUAUCUUUUACAUACCCGCAUUGGCAGAUAUGCUGGAUGUUUGUAUCCACAUCUGACAGGUCUAAUUUUGAUAGGAAAGAUACCAAAUUCAUAGCAUUUUUCUUCUUCUGUGACGCAUAUUCACAUCGACAACAAAACCUCAGAAUUGUGCCACUUGAAUCGUGCGGUGUAAAUCCAGCCUUUGUCUCCUGCUGCUACAUGUGCUAGCCGCACUGCUUGGCUUAUGGGCACCCUGAUCAGACGUUUGGGGGUUUUGCGAUGAUUGUGUUAACAGUUAGCGUCAUACUUAGGGUACAGCCAAGCUUGUAUUGAAUAUAUUUAAAUCACAAGGCAGUUUUAGCUUGCUCACUGUAGAAAACAUGCUGACCUGCUGUCAAUUUUUAAAAUUUUGUUUAUAUGCUGUGUUUUUUAUUUUUAUUUUUUUGCAGUAAUUUGAAUAGUCUUGGUUCUGGUAAAUGCAUAACUUCUAGAACCCCCCUUUUUUAAAAUCAAUAUAGUUUAGUCUUCCGUAUGUGGGGCUUCAUGUGUUCUUUUCUCGAGGCAAUAAGCUACAGUGCAUGGUUAAUAGGGUAAACGGCAGAAUCUACCAAAAGAGAUUGGUGGCGGGCACGCUGCUUCCACCGUCAAUUGGCGAUCGCUUCGUUUUUGUGGGAAUCAAAACGGAAAUCUCUCCCAAAGGAAUACAUUAGCCUGACAUUCCCCUCACUGUACUUUGACCUCCAUUUUGAGCGACACGCGUGCACCCUCAAAUACAGCUUGUCAUGUCAUUUGAAAUGAGCACGUUGUAUGAGAGACAGAUACCCUGGCACCCCCACUAAUCCACCUACCUAAGGGCCACCGACGUGCCCCGAAUCAAAUCAAGUUACUUUUAUUUAUUUAUUUUUUUGGAGGGGGUGUGCUAAUACCUCUUUUAAUUGCCUUGGAUGAAUGGCAUACACAACAGUUCCCUGCCUGAGCAGAGAUGCUCUGUCAUGGUAAUUGUGAUCAAUUGGAAUAUCCUCAUCUGAACGGCGACUCACUGACAACGUCAUGAGUAGACGUCAUUUCCGCUUCUUACUUUCUACCAUCGAUAAAAUACGUUCACGUUGAUCACCUCACUAAUAAUGUCGUAGGCUUCCUCCUCACUCCACAAGCGUGGUGCUGUGCCGUGUGUGAGGUUUGCCUUGUUUGUUUACCUCUGCUUGUCUAUUUACCGUGGGCUGCACGCCAAAUGCCCCCCCCCCCCCCCCCUCCAAGUAGUUUCUGUAUUCAAAACACCAAAUUCCUUGUGGAUAAACCAUGCACAGAACAUAAUUAAGCGUUUCAGUGGGGAUAUUCCAAUACGCGUUUACAUGACCAAAUAUUCGGGUUCAACCCGGAGUCUUAUUUGGGAUUUUCAAAACCGGAAUAUGGCAUAUUGGGGUUUUUGCGGGUGGCCUUGCACAACCGGAACGUUACUAAUAUUCCGCUUUUGAAAGAGUUAUUGACUGCAUGUAAAUGUAUUCCGUGUGUUCCUUCUGCCCUGCGUUUGGGCUUUAUAUCGCUUACUUUCUGUCAACAACAAAAAAAAACAGCCUUUAUGUUGCUAAAUUAUUGCCUUCUCUGCAACAUCUCAUUUAUUUGCAUUUUGCGUUGUUGCUUCUCUAAGCAACUUUUGACUGACUGUUGGAAACAGUGUCCUCUAGUGGUUAAUCGUAGACCUGCAUUAUGGACUAAUGGACUUGGCAAGUGCUUUCUAUCCCACCACGCAAUUUCCUAUUGUGAGCAUUUACGCUCGUGGUGUUGUCUUCAAUAAUAAGAAUGGUCCGUAAUUGUCUUCAGUUAAUACUAUAUUAGUAUAUUCGACAGUAUUCUAUUCAAACGGUGGAACUAUCUGUAAAUAUAAUGGCCCAUCUGAACCCCCACAAACUGCUAUAGACGCCACACAUUUUUUAAUGUUGAUGAUUUUUCCACCAACAAACAAAAAAGUGCUUGGUUUAUUGAACAUUAUCAUUCAAUAUUUGAAUUGUUUUAUCUUUUAAAAUGUCUGUUUUUUUGCGGGUAACCCGAUUCCGUGCGACCUGGAUUUGGGGAAUUAGGCAUGGGCAUUUCCUUGACAAACUUUUAAUUGAUGAGCAAUCGAAGAAUCUUUUUUUUAAUCAUAGUAAACAUUAAAGGAGAAACAUAUUGUGCAUUGUUUUUACAAUCUUGAACAGUUCCAAGGCAUUUAUAUAAUCUGUGGCACGCUUUUGUCAAAACACCCCAAGGAUCAUGAAUUGCAGCGCACUCUGCGCCCCGUUUCUUGUCUUCCUGAAAUUAGCUCGUUUUUAGGAGCGGGCUCUGUCUCCUGCAAGUGAGUUAGCCUUCAUGCUCAGCCAAGCCCGGCUUUCAUUACCAUGACAACUGGGGACAGAGCCUGAUCUUUGUAAAAUAGUCUUCGCGUGACUCCCCUUGUCAUCUCGCCUCCUAGUUGUGUGCACAACAGCCGGCAGGAUGUUGCCGAGUGCGUGUGUUCCCGAUGGCCAGCUCUUCUGUCGCAUCGCUCGGGUAACAUCAUCAAAAGUGUCCACAAUCCGAACAAAACUGUUAAAUGCCAGAUUUUCUCUCCUUGCUUACACCCAAUUAAAUACAAGUCGCAUUUUCACGUAUAAGUGAUUUGUU
Messenger RNA from Hippocampus zosterae (dwarf seahorse), 6452 nucleotides. It is a transcript of the gene znf618, whose product is annotated as zinc finger protein 618. Bases 433 to 3285 code for a protein of 950 amino acids. The transcript has 14 exons. Lineage: Eukaryota; Metazoa; Chordata; Actinopteri; Syngnathiformes; Syngnathidae. The record is from RefSeq and is a predicted model, not a curated record. Gene Ontology annotation, molecular function: protein dimerization activity.